This is a messenger RNA of Triticum dicoccoides, 942 nucleotides long. Its product is annotated as diphosphomevalonate decarboxylase MVD2, peroxisomal-like. Gene Ontology annotation, biological process: isopentenyl diphosphate biosynthetic process, mevalonate pathway. Gene Ontology annotation, cellular component: cytosol. Lineage: Eukaryota; Viridiplantae; Streptophyta; Magnoliopsida; Poales; Poaceae. The transcript has 7 exons. Bases 418 to 870 code for a protein of 150 amino acids. Gene Ontology annotation, molecular function: diphosphomevalonate decarboxylase activity. The record is from RefSeq and is a predicted model, not a curated record.
CUAUCUUCCUCCUCUCCCGAUUCCUCCAAACCAGCCGCCGGCCUCCAACCCCACCGCCCACCUCGUCUUCCCCAACCUUCCCCCUCUGUCGGCGCCCCCUUCCCUCCCCUCCCAUUCUCUCCUCCUACGAGCUCCGGCCGCAACAAGAUCCGCCACGGUAGAACCGCUGCUUCCGCAUCUGUGCCAUCCUUGAGCUCCACAGCCACGCACAGGCAGAGGAGGAGGUUGGAGGCCUCUGCCUUCCACCGUCCGCAUCCCCACCAUUUCCUGCCCUCACGUCCGAUCCGGAUGCCGCACUCCUCGCCACUACGUGAAUCCCCUCUUGCCGCUGCGUGAAUCCCCUCCGCCAGAUCUCAUGGUCCUCGCCAUCGCAUCGGGGGUCUGGGUCGCCAUGAGAAAACAUGGGAGAAGCUAAACAUGGUCUUGCUUUCAUACCAAUAUCACAGCACAAAUUGGCAGGGGUCUGGAAGUGCAUGCCGCAGUACAUAUGGUGGGUUUGUGAAAUGGUGUAUGGGAAAAAAUGAUGAUGGAAGUGACAGUAUGGCAGUACAGCUUGUUGACGAAUCACAUUGGGAUGAUCUUGUUAUAAUCAUAGCAGUGGUCAGUUCAAAGCAGAAGGAAACCAGUAGCACCAGUGGGAUGCGGGACACUGUUGAAACAAGCCCCCUCUUGCAGUACAGGGCCCAGACUGUAGUGCCAGGUCGCAUAUUGAAAAUGGAAGAGGCCAUCAAGAAUCGUGAUUUUGAAUCCUUUGCCAGGUUAACUUGUGCAGAUAGCAACCAGUUUCAUGUUGUAUGUUUGGUCACGAGUCCUCCCAUCUUCUACAUGAAUGAUACGUCACACAGGAUAAUUAGCCUUGUGGAGAAGUGAAACCACUCGGAAGGAACCCCACAGGGGCAGCCCCAGUGCAUGUAGCUCCCGCUUGCGCAGGGUCUGGGGAAG